AUCAGAGUUUAGAUAAUGAUAUUUACGGGAAAAGAGCUGUAUCAAGCUCAUAUAAAGGGUAGAACCUCAAGACACAAUAGCCAUAAAACGAUAAAACGGAGCUCAAUUUAUUUUUCGAAGACAUCUUCACCAUGAAGUGGCUCUCUGUGGCUGUGCUGCUCUUGGGCUGUAUUGCUUGCCUGCCAGAUGAGUCUUUGGCUUUGGAUGGAUUUAGAGAACAUGUUUCGGCUCACAGUAUUUCAGCUCUACGGCACAAACGAAUGAUAGGGGGAUCACUGACCGCACCCGUCCCAUGGCAGGCAAUGGUGUUCCUCAGUGAAAAUAUACUAGAUGGAGGUUUUGCUGGUGGAGCCCUCAUCGCGGAGCGCUGGGUACUGACUGCUGGCAGGAAUCUAUUUGUGGGAAAGAGCAAAAACCAAACGAGAGGAAAGGAACCCCUCAUUCCAAAAGUCUACCUUGGUAUCAGCAUACGUUCUCAUGCUAACACCUCUACAGAAGUAGCGGUGGAGAGGGUAUUUGUGCAUCCAGACUUCCAGAACACAUCCGACUGGGACAAUGACCUUGCUCUGAUCAAACUGAAGGAGCCGGUGAUAUUUACUGAGUCCAUAAUGCCCAUCCCUCUGCCUGAGAUCGGAGAUAACCAGGAAGAGACAGAGGGAGAGAGGGGCAUCAUCGCUGGGUGGGGCUGGGGGAGAGCUUUCACCCCUGCUCCAAUAUUGAAGUUUCUUUCUCUGCACAUCCAGCCAUGCCAGGGUGAAUACCGGGCAAACAUUCUAGCGAGUACACCAACUGUGAAUGAAAAACAAUUUUGCACAGGACCCAGUGAGUACCAGGAAAACGUGUGCUUUGGCGAUGCAGGUGGCGCACUUGCCUUCCUGAACCCUAACACCAACGAAGUCUAUGCCGCAGGCAUCCUCUCCUUUGACAAGGCUUGUUCUGUAGAGAACCAUGCUGUCUACACAAAGAUCUCUGCCUAUCUGCCCUGGAUUCACAGUGUCAUGAGAGGCGAUACGCAAGAUUUUUCAGAGCGUCGUGCUUCAAUGAUAAAACAAAUGCUUUCAAAAAAAUAGAAGUCUGGUGUUUAUGCACUGAUAGGAGAACACAUUUCUUAGAUCAGUACAAUAUACAUAUAUAUAUAUAUAUAUAUAUAUAUAUAUAUAUAUAUAUAUAUAUAUAUAUAUAUAUAUAUAUAUAUAUGCGUGCAUGGUUGGGAGGGUUACUUUUAAAAUGUAAUGUAAAAUGUGAUCAGUAACUUUAUCCAGUUACCUCAAGAAGACAAGAAUGUAAUCAGAUUACUUUAGUUACUUUUUGAUUGCCUCAAGACUGCAUAUGUGAAUAAAAUCAAGAGAAAAGCAACAUGUUCUCA
Molecule: messenger RNA, 1366 nt
Organism: Xyrauchen texanus (razorback sucker)
Lineage: Eukaryota; Metazoa; Chordata; Actinopteri; Cypriniformes; Catostomidae
Gene: hp
Product: haptoglobin
Exons: 4
Coding region: 132-1070 (312 amino acids)
Biological process (GO): proteolysis
Molecular function (GO): serine-type endopeptidase activity
Source: RefSeq, a predicted model, not a curated record